CGAGGGGGGAUGAAGGAGCGUGGUCCGUUCUCGUUGUGCUCGUGCUUCGUCGCCGAUUCCACGUUCCUGUUUCUGUUUCGGAGAUGGCGAAGUCGUAUCCGACGGUGAGUGAGGAGUACCAGAAGGCGGUAGAGAAGGCCAAGAGGAAGCUCCGUGGCCUCAUCGCCGAGAAGAACUGUGCCCCGUUGAUGCUCCGGCUCGCGUGGCACUCGGCGGGUACGUACGAUGUGGUGUCAAAGACGGGCGGUCCGUUCGGGACCAUGAGGUUCCCUGCGGAGCUCGCCCACGGCGCCAACAACGGGCUCAACAUCGCUGUCAGGCUCUUGGAGCCCAUCAAGGAGCAGUUCCCCAUCUUGACAUACGCUGACUUCUAUCAGCUCGCCGGAGUUGUGGCUGUCGAAGUUACCGGAGGACCGGAGAUCCCUUUCCAUCCUGGGAGGGAGGACAAGCCUGAACCUCCCGUAGAAGGUCGCCUUCCUGAUGCUACCAAGGGUUCUGAUCACCUUAGGGAUGUGUUUGGUCACAUGGGUCUCAGCGAUCAGGAUAUCGUUGCAUUAUCUGGUGGACACACACUGGGAAGGUGCCACAAGGAGCGAUCUGGUUUUGAGGGGGCUUGGACUUCCAAUCCUCUUAUUUUUGACAACUCAUACUUCAAGGAACUCCUGAGUGGAGAGAAAGAAGACCUUCUCCAGCUGCCUUCUGACAAGGCCCUUCUAACUGAUCCUGUAUUCCGCCCUCUUGUGGAGAAAUAUGCUGCCGAUGAGGAUGCCUUCUUUGCUGAUUACACUGAAGCUCACCUGAAGCUCUCAGAACUCGGAUUUGCUGAGGCUUAAAGAAUGGAUGUGUGGAUCCAGCAGGUCAUUUUGUGCAGGUUUUGAGAUGUUACUUAGGGAGUAGAAUCCUCGGAAACAUCUCACCAAUAAGAUUCCAUGCUUUUGUAUGCUAUCUUUGGUCAAGUUGAUGUUUGGUUGGUCAUUGGACUUUUUCGUAGUUAACAUGCCCAGAAAUGUACUGUAAUCAUGUUUAUCAACAGCUAGCACAAGUGGCUGUGAUGGUAUUUUUAUGAGAAUGCUUGAUGAUUAAUUUUGCUAGCUAUUACAGCCAUGGUGCUCA
This is a messenger RNA of Musa acuminata subsp. malaccensis (wild Malaysian banana), 1113 nucleotides long. It is a transcript of the gene APX, whose product is annotated as L-ascorbate peroxidase, cytosolic. Gene Ontology annotation, molecular function: heme binding; peroxidase activity. NCBI's taxonomy places the organism in Eukaryota, Viridiplantae, Streptophyta, Magnoliopsida, Zingiberales, Musaceae. Gene Ontology annotation, biological process: cellular response to oxidative stress; response to reactive oxygen species; hydrogen peroxide catabolic process. Gene Ontology annotation, cellular component: chloroplast. The record is from RefSeq and is a predicted model, not a curated record.